CAAGGCGGCGCAGCUCGCACGCCUCGUCAGAGGUUUCUUCGGGGGGCACACCGGUGACGAAGAGCAGGCCGUGGCGCGUGAGCUGGGUGAUGCCGGCGAGGAGGCCGCGCGGGCUCAGGAGCGAGUCGAAUGGGAUGAAGAGGCCGUCGACGCGGGCGAUGCUGGAGCCGUCCCAUGGGGCCUCUUGCACGUCGCGGUGGAACGCGGAGCGCGAGUCGGGGGAGACGUAGCGGGCGAGAAAGUCGUGUGUGUAUGUGGACUGGUGGCCGUCUGACCAGGUGAUCUGCAGGGUGCCGUCCGAGGCGAGCGAGACGCCGGUGUUAUCGCUAUCAGGGGCAGGUGUGGAGAGGGGGCGGAGGUCAGCGGGGAUAUCGGAGGUGCGAAAGAGCUUCUGGUCGGUAGAAGGAUGGACGCAGGAGGGGCAGCGGCAGGCAUCGCGCAGCCAGCGGUGGGGGAAGGAGGCGUUGUUCAGGGUGGGGAGGGUGACGGCGAUCGAGGUCACCUCUGGGGCUGUGGGCGGGGAUGCAUCGGAGGGAGCGGAGGCCGUCUUGAGCGGACGUCGUGCAGAGAAGACUGCGGGAGAAGGAGAGACGCAUCGUAGGAAAGAAGAUCGGGAUGCGAUGGACACUCGAGGAAAUAUCAGCGACAUUAGAAGGAGGGAGAUGACGUUGUUUGGUAAUCGCCGUUGGGACAAAUAAUGUUCCCUUCCCGUUACCCGACUAUUGCCUCCGACCAUACCAACGUUCCCUUCCCUUGCGCGUCUUUCUCUGUCGUUUUCCUUCUUUCCUUGUUGGAUUCAGAUUGGAAGUAGACAUACCCCAUAGAUGAGUUAUUCUACAUCGAUGUCGGACAUGGAGGGCUCCUUUGUCGUUCUCCAUCGCGAGGGCAGCAUCACAGAACACCAGCAACCAAUCCAGCCCGUCGAUCACAUACCAGAGCCUGCGACACCCAGCCCAGCACACAUUGAGCCACCCCCGGCACCCCAGCCAGCGACCCACCCGUCUCUGCACUCUGGCUUCCCCGGCCAAGGCUCCUACGCCCACGACUGGUCAGACGCAGCCACGGGCGGAGGCAUCCGGCGUCACGGCCGCCACUUUGUGGACGCGUACGGACGCGUCUGCAACCUCCGCGGCGUCAACCUCUCUGGCUCCUCCAAGGCGCCGAUCGACCACGACCACGAGACGUUCCCCACGAACCACCGCACUAUCACGUUCGUCGGUCGCCCCUUCCCGCUCGAGGAAGCCCCAGAGCAUUUUGCGAGGCUGAGGAGAUGGGGACUUACGUUCAUCAGGUUCCUGGUGACCUGGGAAGCAGUCGAACACGAAGGCCCCGGCAUCUACGACACCGCCUACCUCACCUACGUCCGAUCCCUCCUCACCCUCCUGCCCGAGUACGGCCUCUGCGGCUUCGUGUGCCUCCACCAGGACGUCUGGUCGCGCUACUCGGGCGGCUCCGGUGCCCCCGCGUGGACCCUCGAGGCCGUCGGCUUCGACCUGCACACCCUCGAGGACGCCGGCGCCGCGUGGCUGCUGGGCGUCAAGGGCGGCGGGCACAUCGAGGAGGAGCGCGGGAUAUGGCCGUGCGGGUAUCAGAAGCUGGCGGCUGCUACGAUGGCGACGUGUUUCUGGGGUGGAGAUGUGUUUGCGCCGAAGCUCAAGAUACCGAUGCCGGACGGGAGCGAGAAGCCGGUGCAGCGGUUCCUUCAGGACGCGUUUCUGGACAUGUUCGAUGUCGUUGCGGCUGCGCUGAGCGAUCUGCCGGGUGUGAUUGGGUUCGAGCUCAUGAACGAGCCGCACCGGGGAUACAUCGACCUGCCCUCGCUGCACGCGUUCGACUACAACACCGACCUGCACCUCUCCCACGUCCCCUCCGCGUUCCAGUCCUUCCUCCUCGGCGCCGGCCACCCCACCCCCGUCUCCAUCUGGACCCGCUCCUUCCCCAUGCCCACACGCAAAACCUCCUCCGCGAUCCUCAACCCCCACGGCCGCUCCGCAUGGCGCGCCGACGGACCGACGCGCGGGCGCUGCGUGUGGGAGGCGCACGGCGUGUGGGGGUGGGACAAAGUCAAAGACGAGGGCGUUGUGCUGCGGGAGAGCUAUUUCAAGAAGGACCCGAGGACGGGGGAGGGGGUGGAGUGGUAUGAGGGGUUUUAUUAUCCGUUUGUGAGGGUGUGGGCGGAGAGGAUGCGCAGGGCGGGGAUGGUGGGGAGGGGGAAGGUGUUGGUGGCGGAGCCGAUUCCGAAUGAGUUUUGUCCGGCGUCGUGGACGGGUGAGAAUCAGCCGCCGAAUUUUGUGUAUGCGCCGCAUUGGUACGACCUCAACGCGCUCUUUGCCAAGGCGUUUGGCGAUUUUACUGUCAACGUCCAAGGAUUAUCUCGCGGCAUGUUCCUCCCCAAGGCGCUGUACUGGGGCCAGCAAGGCGCGCGGGACAACUUUUCGCUGCAGAUCCGCAACAUCGUCGAGGCGGGGUACAAGGCGCUCGGCGAGGUGCCGUGUCUCAUUGGGGAGUGCGGGAUUCCGAUGGAUAUGAAUCGGAAGGAGGCGUUUAAGUCUGAGAACUGGCAUUGGCAGUACCGGAUGAUGGACGCAAUGAUGACUGCGCUUGAGGGCGCGUUGGUUGGGUUUACCCUCUGGAACUACAACCCAGACAACGACGACACGCGGGGCGACGACUGGAACGGGGAGAACUUCUCGUGGUUCUCGCGGCGGCGCGCGCUCCCGCGCUCGCUGCUCGACCUCGAGCAGACGUCGUUCACGCUCGACAACGGCGGGCGCAUUCUCCCCGCCGUCGUGCGCCCGUACGCGGCCAAGACCGCGGGUGUGCCGCUCCGGUUCAGCUACGAGAUGAACGAAGGCGCGUUUGCGUAUGCGUGGGCUGUGCCUGCGCAGGUGGAUGACGAUGGCGAUGGCGCUGGCGAGUCGUCGGAUGCGCCGGCAGCGGGAAAGAACGGGAGCGUGGGCACGCCCCCGCUCGACGGACACCCGCCGAUCAAGGCGUGGCAGACGGAGAUAUACGUCCCCGCGCAGCUCACGCACGGCCGCGCGCUGCGCGUCGAGGGGCUCCGCGAGGCCGAGGGCGACCGCUGGACGCACGACGAGGCGCGGCAGACGCUGUUCAUCGUGCCCGGUGCGGCGCGGCGGUGCGCGGGCGCGCGGAUGGAGGUGCGGGUGCGGGUGCAUCCGCCGAUUAGGCCGACGUUUGCGGUGAAUGGGUUUUGGAGCGAUUUUGGGGAGAUGAUUUGGAGUGGGUGUGUUGUGUUUGUGGGGGUGUUUUUGUUUUUUAAGUUUAAGGUGUUUGCGUGA
This is a messenger RNA of Coniophora puteana RWD-64-598 SS2, 3302 nucleotides long. Its product is annotated as glycoside hydrolase family 5 protein. The coding region runs from base 825 to 3302 and encodes 825 amino acids. Gene Ontology annotation, biological process: carbohydrate metabolic process. NCBI's taxonomy places the organism in Eukaryota, Fungi, Basidiomycota, Agaricomycetes, Boletales, Coniophoraceae. The transcript is spliced from 13 exons. The record is from RefSeq and is a predicted model, not a curated record. Gene Ontology annotation, molecular function: beta-glucosidase activity.